AUGUUUAAUUGUUACAAGAGUCUACCGAGAAGUUUGGUUUUUCGAAGAGCAUACCGGGUUUUAGCGAUUGAAACGUCAUGCGAUGAUACCUGUGUAGCGAUUUUGGAUCGUGGGACAAAGGAUAGGCCAGCCGACGUGCUGUGCCAUUUGAAGUCCACUUUAGACAGCGUAGAGUAUGGCGGUGUUAUACCGACCCGUGCGCAUGAGCAUCAUCAGAAAAAUAUAGCAUCAGUGGUCAAGUCUGCACUAAAGACCACGAAAUCACAGAAUAAGAUCGAUUUGGUAUGUGCUACUAGGGGUCCCGGGAUGCCAGGAUCGUUAUCUGUGGGACUAGACGUUGGAAAAGCCCUCUCUGUUGCAUGGGACAAACCGUUCAUUGGUGUUCACCAUAUGUUAGGCCAUUUGUUGAUACCGAGACUCGAGACUGAUGGUUUGAAACCUCAGUACCCGUUUAUAACGUUACUUGUCAGUGGUGGGCAUACAAUGUUGGUACUUUCAACUGAUGUUGAUAAACACGAGAUUCUAUGUGAUACUAUAGACAUAGCUAUUGGGGAUUCUUUGGAUAAGACUGCAAGGGAGUUGGGAAUAAAAGGUAACAUGAUUGCUAAGGAAAUGGAAUCCUUCAUAAACGAGGAAGAUAUCAAUGUGGUAAGGGCAGGUAUUACAUCAGUAAAACCCAUGAGAUUGCCUACGCCACUAAAGAACCAGAAUGGGAGGAUGAACAUGCAGGCUUUUUCAUUUUCACCCUUUUUGACGGCAGUGAGACAGCAUCUCUCACAACCCAUCGGCGAAUACACGGCGGAAGAAAGAAGAUAUAUGGCUUAUCAAGUACAGGAAAGCAUCUUUAACCAUAUAAUAACUAAACUCAACCUUGUUCUCAAGUUAAAUUCUAAAAGGCUCUCCAAUGUCAAACAUUUUGUGUGUUCAGGUGGGGUGGGCGCCAAUAUGAGACUUCGUCAUCGGCUAGAGACAGAUUUGAUACGUAAUUUUGAUUCUUUCCAUUAUCCAAAACUAGAGUACUGUACGGAUAAUGCUGUGAUGAUAGGAUGGGCUGGAAUUGAACUUUAUGAGUCGCUUGGACUUACCUCAGAUUUAUCUGUUACACCUAUCAGAAAAUGGCCACUAACAGACAUCUUGAAUGUUCCUGGAUGGAUAAUGAAAACUCAGUAUUGA
This is a messenger RNA of Kluyveromyces lactis, 1173 nucleotides long. It is a transcript of the gene QRI7, whose product is annotated as putative N(6)-L-threonylcarbamoyladenine synthase. Bases 1 to 1173 code for a protein of 390 amino acids. The record is from RefSeq and is a predicted model, not a curated record. NCBI's taxonomy places the organism in Eukaryota, Fungi, Ascomycota, Saccharomycetes, Saccharomycetales, Saccharomycetaceae. Gene Ontology annotation, biological process: mitochondrial tRNA threonylcarbamoyladenosine modification. Gene Ontology annotation, cellular component: mitochondrion. The transcript has a single exon.